This is a messenger RNA of Caenorhabditis elegans, 1441 nucleotides long. RefSeq names its product Metalloprotease TIKI homolog (gene C05G5.5). Gene Ontology annotation, biological process: negative regulation of Wnt signaling pathway. Gene Ontology annotation, molecular function: endopeptidase activity. The record is from RefSeq and is marked reviewed. Gene Ontology annotation, cellular component: membrane. Bases 159 to 1421 code for a protein of 420 amino acids. The transcript has 8 exons. Lineage: Eukaryota; Metazoa; Nematoda; Chromadorea; Rhabditida; Rhabditidae.
AAACUUUGCUUCCUUUUCUGUCGUGUUCUUUUUUCUUCCGCACCACCAACUGCUGUAGGAGUCCGCUUUUGUGUCUCUUUUGUUUAUUUAUUUUUGAAAGCUUUUUGAGAUACUACUUACUCUUCUGUCUACUCUAUUCGCAUUUUUGACACGUCGAGAUGACCUUUUAUAUACUAGUUGUAUCUUUAUAUUUAUCAUUGUUUCUAGUAACUGUUGUACAGUCCGAUUGUGAUACCGAUGUUGAACAGAGGGAAAGAAAUAUAUUCUUGUGGUCAGUAAAACAUCCCCAGUUCGCAUCAUCUCAGGGAUAUCUUUUUGGUACAAUUCAUGUGCCAUUCACCGAGGUUUGGAAGGAAGUGAGCGACCGAGUGCGUGAUGCAUUUGCGGUGUCAGACACAGUUCUCUUGGAAAUUGAUUUACAUGAUGAAGCAACAAUUCAUGAGUUGAUAGCUUGUAAGAACUUGGCAUAUGAUGAGACUGUGCACUCUUAUCUUUCCAUUGAAUUAUUGGAAAGAAUAGAGAAAAUUAUGGAAUAUCUUCGCUCAAGUUUCCUUGCCUGGGCCCAGAAACAAAAUCCACGGGACACAAAGAAGAUAAAGCAUGCUGAAGAUAUCUACAACAAUAUCAUAGGAGAUUGGUGGAGAAAACGCCCAAUUUGGUUAUUAUUUCUGCUCUAUCAAAUGUGCGAAAAUGUGUUUGAAAAAAGUUCAAGUCCAUUACUAGAUUUGUACAUUGCACAAAGAGCCACCGACGAGAAGAAGACAAUUAUCCCGAUUGAAACCGCCGAGGAGCAAUGCAAUCCAGUUGUUUCAGUUUCUACCAAUGAAAUUAUCUUUGCAAUAGAGCAUACUGUGCACUAUUUUGAAGAUAAAAUCUUGGACAAUCCAUCAAAGGAUAAUGAGUCUAGAAGCAGUUUGAAAGAGCUCGUCGAACAUUAUAAGUGUGGGACUCUGAAGGAAGAUAUGUUUGAUAAAGAUGGAAUGUCUAUAAUUGACUAUGCAACUGGAACAACAGAACGGUUUAAAGCUGACGAGAUCAACAAAAAGUUGAAGCAGGAUAUUUUUGUAAAACGAAAUUUGAGAAUGGCCAAACGGAUAGAGAAGAUUUUGAAGGGUCGAAAUAGUAACACUGUAUUUUCUGCAAUAGGCGCUGGACACUUUUUUGGAAGCAGUAGUGUGUUAACAUAUCUUGAAGAGAGCGGAUUUAUAGUUCAGAAGUUAAAAAAUACAGAUGUGAUUCAACCCCUACGAUCUCCCUACCGUCAAACCGCAAAGUUCAAACGUGUAUGGACCAAGGAAACCGCAGUUCGUCGAAAAUCAAUAAUCAUCGAAGAAGUAGCACCAUCGUCCAGUCGAAUUGCUAGAUUAUGGCUAGUUCCGUGUAUUUUUCUUUUACAUUCCAUCUUUGCCAUUUUCCCAUGAACAACUUUCAACUUUCAAUC